GCUGGCAAGCAGAUGUCUCCCGAAAAGCGGUUAAAAUAAAUCCAGUAAAUAAGUGUUUCCCCUAGGGAUUAAUUUAAUUUAAAAACAUAAUCAAAGCAGCUUAGUAUUGGUGGAAUAAAAAUGCGUAGUGGCUAAUUGCGAGGGCAGCCACUUGUGUGUCUGUUUCCUUUCUUUUUGUAUCGAUUUGUGUAUAACUCUUGCCGUGAAAUCCGCACCCUGUAUGUGAAUACCGCAGGCAAAACAACAGAGCCAUCACGCCCACUAAGUGGCCAAUCUGGAAAAUAAUGCCAAGGUCCAACGUACAUUGGGUCAUCUAAGAGCAGGCAACAAUUAAAAAGGGAUUUGCCACCGAAAAUAGUUACGAAAACUAAGAAGGUACAAGAGCAUGGAUGUGGGUGGGCAGGAAACCACUUACGAACCGCUGGAUGGACGGGGCUCUGGGCGUUCGAGGAGCAGUCAUUCCACAACUGGUUCGGGACUGAGGCAUCCUGGCAGUAUGGACAGUCCCGAGUUUGAUACUCGUGCCCCCAAGGAUCAGAGGCACUCCGUCUAUCUGGCUCUCCUGGCAGCGGGCAUUGGAUUUGUUUUACCCUACAAUAGUUUUAUCAUUGCCGCGGACUACUGGCAGGCGCGAUUUCCGGGUCGUCCGGUGGCGUUAGACAUGUCGAUGACGUAUAUCUUCGUGGCCUUCGCCACUGUGCUGAUGAACAACAUAGUGUUAUCGGUGGCUCCGUUCCAGUCUCGUGUGCUCUUUGGCUACAUGAUAUCCUUUACCACACUGAUCUUUGUGGCCGUUUGUGAGGUGGCUUGGCACAUGUUUGCCACGAAUACCGCGUAUCUAGUUAAUAUGUCAGCGGUAGCUUUGACCGCCAUCGGAUGCACUGUGCAGCAGUCGAGCUUUUAUGGAUUUGCCUCGAUGCUGCCCAAACAAUAUACCCAGGCGGUGAUGGCUGGUGAAAGUAUUGCAGGAUUCUUGGUGUCUUCCAAUCGUGUCGUUACCAAACUAUUGAUCAACAACGAUCGCGUGUCCACGGUCAUCUUCUUUCUGACCUCGACGCUUUACAUACUCUUCAGCUACCUGUUGCAUGUGGCAACCAUCAAUUCGCCUUUUGUGCGGUUCCAUGUGGAGGCCUGCUCGAAAAUCGUCUUGCGGCCAGAUGAGCAGGAUAUUGACGGUGUACCAAGUAGUACUCGAUAUGGAGUACUCUCGAUGGAUGGGACCCAUACUACGACCACAUCGGUGGGACCUCCAGGCACUGGGAAUACGCUCAGUUUCAGCAAUCCCGUCUAUGAGCUAUCCAAUCCGACAGCCGGCGAAAGUAGCAUCGAAGCAUUGGGACAACUACCUGAGCUACCGGCCACGCCUCCCGCCCAGGAGCCCACAACGCCCACAACGGUGGCUUUCAAGGUGGAGCACGUGAUCACCCCACGCCGUUGCCGGCCAAGCAAGCUGGGAGACAUCCGCGAGGGAUUUGCGGCACGAUGGCGCGUGGCCCAGGUGAUCUAUCCGCACAUGGUCUGCAUCGCUCUGGCUUACUGCGUGACUCUAUCCUUGUAUCCGGGAAUCGAGGUGGAAGUGCAAUCCUGCGCCCUUCGAUCUUGGAUGCCCGUGCUGUUGAUGUUUUGCUUUAACACGUCGGACGUCGUGGGCAAGAUCUUGGCCGCUAGCCCAUAUCCUUGGUCGCGGCGACAGCUGAUCCUGCUGUCCGGGUUACGGAUUGUACUAGUGCCGCUCCUGCUCCUUUGCUGUGCACCACGACAGCGUCCCGUGAUCUCCGGCGAAACAGCGCCAUUUGUCUUCACCAUAGCUUUGGGUAUUACCAAUGGAUUGGCUGGAAGUCUGCCCAUGAUGUUGGCCCCGGCAAAGGUACCGGGAACUCUGAAGGAGGUCACUGGCAAUAUAAUGACCCUAUCGUAUAAUGUGGGUCUGACGGUGGGCUCUCUGAUUGGAUACGUUUUCGAGAGCAUGCUGGGUCCACAGCUGGUGAAUCCAUGUCCCUCAUAUCCCUAUGUGCCCGCCUCGAUGCUGGAGCAGUUCCAUGGCCACGGACACGGACAUGGCCAUCUACCACAUCCAUUACCGCUGACUAGUACCAGUACGAUGAGUCCACCAACCACUGGGGCCACCACGCUGGCACCACUCCUGCUCAACACCACGCUGGCUACGCUUGGUAGUUCCAGUUCCACCACCAGCACCGCCAGUCCGGCACUGGCCACCGUGAUAACCACUACGGCUUUGGCGCUCUAUAGCACGGUGGCUAGUGGUAGUGCCGAGAUUAUCAACGCCACCAUAUCCUCGAUCCUGUCCACAGUCACCAGUUCAGUGGGCGAUAUCAGCGACGAGAUGACCACAGAUCCUCAGACGCCAGAUGCACUGCUCGAAAAUAUCUAAGGGGAAUGUACUUUUAUAAGGAUUUGGAACUCUACAUUCUACACAGCCAUAUCUAAUAUUUAUUUAUUCAUUAAUUGGAAAAAUAUUUAUAUUUAAAGAUCUUAGGAUUCCAGUUCUGAUGAGGAAAUUGUGAAAAAGUUGCCAGAAUUUCAAAGGUUUUACAAAGUUGAAAGUAAAAAACAUUUGUCGAAGAAAAGAGUAUAAAAUGACCGAUUAACUUGAAUAUAUUCCGAUUAAAUAGGGCAAUUUUGACCUUUAAAAAAUAGCAAUGGAAGAGCAAACAACUUGUAUCAUUCUAUAAAUUGUUUUCAAACAUUUUUAGAGCUUCGAUAUGGCUAGUAAGAUAGGUGAAUUGUGAACUUUUCCGAUUAUAUAUUCAAAGCUCAAGAUAUAAAAAAUGUAAACAAAGAUUCCAAUUAAUAGCAAGCGUAAACUUCGAACUAUAGGCAAUACUACUCCUGAUGUACUUAAUACUAUACAUAUAUCUAUAACUAUAAAGUGUCUAGGGUAUUAAUGCUUUCGGUUUGAUUCUCAGCUGUCCUAAAUAGUCUGAAGACCCAAAUAUUAAUCUCCGAGAAUAUACUCAAGCUAAGGAUUUCAAAAUGCAAAGAUGUUGACUUAGAUUAUAAAAGCUUAAGUGUGAAUGAUUGUGCAAGCCAAGUGAUUGCCUGUUUAUUUUUGUAAAAGUGGGAAAUGUCUAUUGAAGAUGCAGUUUAUACUCCCAAAAAUGAGAAAAACUAUCAAUAAGAAAGGUAAUAAUUAAUAUUAUAUCAUAUUUUUCUUUAAGUUGUUUGUUGUCUAAACUAGAAGAGUGUGCGUUAACCGAAUGGUGGGUAACAUAAGUGUUGUAAGCAUUAUAAGCCAUCAAGUGCAAAAGCUGGUCUUAAUCUUAUUCGUUGCUUUUAUAUAUUUAUUUUUUGGAUAACUUUGUAAGCAGAAGUGUAAUGUAAAAUCUAUCUGAAAAAUCUGAUAGGCAAGAAAUUAUGACAACUGAACCUGGAAAACAUUAAAUAAAUGUUAACAUAGAAAUAUUUAAAUACGUAA
Messenger RNA from Drosophila eugracilis, 3436 nucleotides. It is a transcript of the gene Ent3, whose product is annotated as equilibrative nucleoside transporter 4. Gene Ontology annotation, cellular component: plasma membrane. The record is from RefSeq and is a predicted model, not a curated record. NCBI's taxonomy places the organism in Eukaryota, Metazoa, Arthropoda, Insecta, Diptera, Drosophilidae. The transcript has 4 exons. Gene Ontology annotation, molecular function: nucleoside transmembrane transporter activity; monoamine transmembrane transporter activity. Bases 386 to 2392 code for a protein of 668 amino acids. Gene Ontology annotation, biological process: nucleoside transmembrane transport.